This is a messenger RNA of Ruditapes philippinarum (Manila clam), 5352 nucleotides long. RefSeq lists its product as uncharacterized. NCBI's taxonomy places the organism in Eukaryota, Metazoa, Mollusca, Bivalvia, Venerida, Veneridae. Bases 175 to 3921 code for a protein of 1248 amino acids. Gene Ontology annotation, molecular function: protein binding. The record is from RefSeq and is a predicted model, not a curated record. The transcript is spliced from 6 exons.
ACAUUAGCGGUUGUGAUAACAAAUCAUUACGUCAUAUCCGCCUACGUGAAAAAAAGUUUAAUCAAGGUGACUUUAAUGUUUUAAUGAUACUUUCGGAAAACAUUUUUAGCAAGGCGUUCUGAUCUGAGUGGUGCUCUAUCAAUAUCUCACAGAAGAAAUGUAAUUUGGAAAGGAAUGGCUUUUGCAUUGCCGGUUUCUUUAACACCGACAGAGGAGAAAGCUGAUUGUUUUCGACUUCUAUCUCUCGUCGUAGACGGUGGAACAUUGGUAUUACGUCAUAGAUUUGAUCAACUUAUUACACCAAGUGACCUGCAAAAUACUCUUAAUGAUACAAACACUCGUGGAAAAUUGAACGCCUUACUCAAUAAACGCGUUUUAACAAAUACACAAUGGAACUUGCUAUAUCCAACAACAGGUCGGCCAUGUUCAAGCAGAUUUGAUGUUUCUCUACUGUACUGCUUGCUGAAAUACAUAUGUGGACUUAACGAACAAUCUACGUCGUGGAAUGGUGUACCUCCUUCUUUUGACAUAUCAGUAGAGGCCGAUGUUAACAGACUGAAACAAUACCGAAAUGAUGUAGCUCAUUUGAUAUCUAUCUCAUUAAACAAGGGUGAAUUUAACAGAAAAUGGACAGAAAUUGAGAAGGUAAUUACACGUCUUGGGGCAGGUCUUCCAAACUUGCAACAGGAAAUCCAGAACCUGAAGGAAAAUAGUAUUGAUCCAGAAAAAGAGAAAACUUAUCAAAAUGAAAUAGCAGAGUGGGAGAAGAUGGACGAGAGUCUGACGGGUGAGAUUGAUGACUUGAAGACCGAGGUUCAUGAUAACAAAGAAACUCUAGAAGCAUUGAAAGAAACUGUUGAAGACAAUAAAAACUGUUGUUCUGAGAAUUCUAGAAAUAUUCAAACUCUUGAACAAAAGCAUCAAAAACACGUCGAACAUGUCGAACAGAAACUUCAAACUAUAGAAGAAACCAUUACUACGUUUUCAUUGCAAUCUAGAGUACAAGAAUCAUCAGUUAGUGAAACACGUAACAUUCCUACAACUGGUAACACGACAUCAGUGACAAAUUUCUAUAUAGAAGACAUUGAGCGUGAUGAUGUUUAUGUAACAACACAAACCCAUAAAAAGGCGAAGGAAAAAUUUAAUAUCACCGGCUGUCUGAUAUUAAGUGGACUUCCAGGUGAAGGCAAGACAACUAUGGCAACUAAACUGAUCUCAGAGACAACACCAAAAGGUUUUUGCCGUAAACUGAAUUGUCCUGCAGACUGGAAAGAUGUACCGUUGAAUAAAGAGACGCCAGUUACAAUAUUUAUCGAUGAUAUAUUUGGAGCAGGUGCUGUAAAUAGAACACUUCUAGAUGAUUGGUCACAGCUUUUGCCAGAUGUAGACAAAGCCAUCAAAGCCAAAGCAAUCAAAGCGAUGAUCACAACCCGUCAUUAUAUCUUUAAAGAAGCAAAAGAAAAGUUAAAAUGUUUGAAGAUAUUAAGAGACGACAAUGUUCAGAUACUGUCAUCAUGUGAUCUCACCGAUGACGAAAGAAUCGAAAUGCUGAAGAGCCAUUUGAUACAUUCAAAAAGAGAAUAUAAUGCAGACCUAAUAAAAAAGUGCAACAGAGGGUACGAACGAGAGUCUUAUUACAUGGGUUCAAUCCCGUCAGAAUUUGGAGAAUUUAAGGCAAUGAUAGGCUUUCCGGAAAUUGUUAAUCUAUUUGUGAAGAACGAUCAUCUUUAUUCACAAGGGUCAAACUUUUUUAGCGAGCCAUUUUUAUUUUUCAAGAAGUGUAUUGAGGAAAUAUUCCUAGACAAGGAAAAGUCUCUUGCACUUAUACUUGUUUGGACCAGACCGGGCAAGAAAUUAUUUGUUGCUGACGUUGAAUCACCAAAUAUCUCCAAAGAAAUAAAAGAAACAGUAGCUAAAUUUGGUUUUGAACUCGGCAGUGUGACAACUGAAACUAUUUGCAUGUCAUUAGAGUACCAUAAAGAUGGAUUUUUGUAUUUUAACUCGUAUGAUGGCACUUAUGGAUUCAGUCACAAUACUGUGAAGGACAUGGUUGGGCUAGUCGUUGGCAAAGAAUAUAAAACACUUGUCUUACAAUUCAUUGAAUCUGAUAUUGAAUUUUUGAAACAGUUUGUCACAACAGAUAAAAAGAAGGAUGAUGGACUCCAUAUCUAUAUGGAACCGUUUAGAUUAAAGGAAAUCUGCAAAGUAGUAUGCAAAGCGAUGGACGCAAAGGAACCAAACAGUAGAAUGAGAUAUCUUAGAAGAGACUUUAUAAUCUACGAAAGAUUCAAAACGUAUGCGCAUUUUGAACCAGGAUCAAAUGAAUUGUCCGUUCGUACGUCUUUAUUGGAACUUGAUUCUUUCAACAACAAAUGUUUUGUCAAAAUAUUUUGCGAAAGCAACGAAGGCCAAUUUAUACUUUCUAGACCAGUGGAAAUGAUGCCGCAAAACUGGUUCGAUUUCGGUUGUGACCUCGACUUCGGAGAAAGUUUUGCAAUCUACUUACCAACUCUUGCACUCCUGUACAAGAGCUCACUGCUCAUAAAAAGGGUUUUAGAACAAAAUUUUCCAUGCAUACACAACACAGAUUUUAUAAAAUCAACCAUGCUAAUAGCCUCGCAAUGUGGUUUUAAAGAUGUCCUUGAACUUUUGGUACAGCGAGGCGUUAUUGUUGAUGAAAACGCUAUAUUUCUUGCAUCGGCAAACACUAACAAUGAAAGCCUUGAGUAUUUACUGCAGAAUUUUACUGGAGAUUGCACAGAAUGUCCUCAUAGUAUUAACAAAAACAGUCCACUUAUUGCAGCUGCUAAAAACGAUAAUCGAGAGGCAGUUGACUGCAUUAAGACUUUAAUUCGCCAUGGUUGUAAUGUCAAUUAUAGGAAUAAAAACGGCUGGUCAGCCCUUGAUAAAGCCGUCAUGUAUGCCGCACCAGAAUCGUGUAAAAUUCUUCUGGAUAAUAAAGCUAACGUAAAAAACAAAAGUGCGAAAUUCAAGCGAACGCUUUUGCACAUAAAUGCAGAUGUUGGUAAUGCUAGCAUUACAAGUAUACUUCUAGAGCACGGAUUAGUGGUCAAUGUAAAAGACUACAGGGGACAUUAUCCAGUACAAUGCGCUGCAUUUAGUGAUAAUGUUGAUAUUGUUGACAUUCUAUUGAAAGCUGACACAUCAAAAGUAACCCAGAAACACAGAGUUUCUUAUGGUAAAAGUUCCAGAAUCAAGGGCGGCAGUUUGUAUCAUAUCGCUGUUCUAAAUCAAAGUGUUAAACUAAUUGAGUGUUUACUUCAAAUUAAUGUAUGUCCCAACGUUCGCGACUUCUACGGAAGAACACCGCUGUAUGUAGCCGUAUACGGAUUUGAAAAAAAGAAAGAAACGAUACUGACUUCGGACGAAAACAAGCAAUAUGACGUGAUUAAGAAGCUUUCCGAGCAUUCAGAUGCGCAUAUAGCUGACCACAAUGGAUAUACACCUUUACAUGCUGCGGUUCAUAAAGGUAAAAUAGAGGUGGUAAAGUUGUUAGCUCCUCUAUGUGCUGUUAACGCACGAGACAAAUACGGGAAAACGCCGCUACAUACGGCAUGUGAUAAAGUAGAUUUCGAAAUAUUCAAGGUACUUGUUGAAGAUUAUAAAGCCGAUUAUCGUAUGCGCACAAAGGCUGGCCACUCGAUAUUUUACAUUCUAGCUAGAAAGACUGAAUGGAGAAAUAUUAGAAGAAGAUACCAGAACGACCAACGUGUAACGAAAUACAUGGUAGAAUAUCCUCGAUUACGUUCAUUCAAAGAGGUUUUUGAAAAGAAAGAUCACACCUUUCUGGAAGAAGUAACAAAAGACAUUGUAUUGAGUGGACACCCAGAUGACAUACUUUUUACAGAACUCGGAUAUGAUCCGGAUAAAUAUUUUAAAAGUUUGUUUAAAAGAGCUUAAACAUUGCAAUGAUUAUUGAUAAAAAUCGUCCAGAUGCAAAAUGUUUCUGCUUAAGAUAGAAUUGCAGCUUUAUAAAUUUCGCAUGGUUCUUUUCUCUGUUUAAGUAAUUAAUGCCUGUAAAGAAAUAAACCUACGUCUUGAUUUUUUGAAUUGAAGUAAACAAUUUCUGGCGUAAACCAUAGAUAAAAUAUUGAUUUUGGGAAGUGCCUAAAUACAGCACCGAAGAAAAAAGUCAUCAAUUUCUGGCAAAACCAUAGAAGAUAUGUUUGAAAGCAAACGUGAAAUUAUUUUUUCCGGGAAGUUUGUAAACACUUUUGCUCGGCAUGCAAGUUAUAUUUGAAAUUACAGUAAAUAAAACAUACGAUGAUGAUUUAUAUAAAGACUUGCAAAGAAAUAAUAACAUAAAUAAGAAGACAAUCACACGAGAUAUUUACAAUUACGAAGAAAAUAUGAUACAUGUAGAAAUAUUCAAAAUUGACGAAUAACGACGACAUGACAUGCAUAAUUUAGUUUUGAUAAAAACUUUAAUUUGCUGAUUAAUGUGUAUAGAAAUGUAUCGAUAGAUGAAAUAACAGUGUCAUAUUUUAUUGAUACUGCCAUGUACUCUUAGUCGAAUAUUGUUUAAAAGUGUUAUAGUUGAGGAAAAAGAGGAAACAUAUAAAUGUCAUGUUUUGACAAUCUGCAGCUGAUUAAUAUCGAUUCAUUAUCGGACACAAUUUUAGAGCAAGAUCUGUUCAUUCUCUUACAAUCAUCAGAUGUAAGUAAUGACAACAUUUUUUCCCCUUAAAACUGUUCGUUCAAAAGCUGUUAAAAGUAAGCUGUUUAUAUGGUAGCAAUAAAGAAAUUGUUUGUAAUUUGAUAAAUAUUCUGCUUGAAAGUUGUUAAGCAUGAUAAGCAAAUAAAUGCAAGUUGGUACGUUUAGCAUAGAUAUUAGUAGUAGAAAAAUAAUUAAACUUUACUAAAAACAUAUAUUUUAUGAUACAUGUAUUACUCUGUCAAUAAAAUAUCAUUGCUGCUUACCUAAAUUUACUAUUCAUUUUACCCAUUUUAUGGGAAAACCCGUACGUCUAUGCGGAGCGAUAUUCUUAAUAAAUUUGAUAUAAGGUAAAUACUCCAAAUUUUCAUUUAAGCUGCACGCCUCCAGAUGAGUCAAAAUAUUUCAAGAAAUUCAAUCUGUAGAAAAAUGUAUUAAGAUCUAAAAAUAGGUAAAAAAUUUCAAUAUUUGUUAAUUAUUUACAUGUUAUGUGCGAUUAAUGAUUGAUUUUGCAGUAUCAAUCAUUAUUAUUCUACUGCGUUACUAACGCAGUAAUAGGUGUUUAUGUAUAUUUUGACCUCUUUUUGGUAAUUUACGUGGACUAUAAAUGCCUUUUGCAAUGUUUAUAUUACUUUCUUUGUUUUAACAAUAUUUUACUUUAAAAUACAUUUUCAAUU